Asparagus officinalis (garden asparagus) is the source of this 681-nucleotide messenger RNA. RefSeq lists its product as uncharacterized. The coding region runs from base 1 to 681 and encodes 226 amino acids. NCBI's taxonomy places the organism in Eukaryota, Viridiplantae, Streptophyta, Magnoliopsida, Asparagales, Asparagaceae. The record is from RefSeq and is a predicted model, not a curated record. The transcript has a single exon.
AUGAGAAGAAGUAUCCUCCCUUGUGAGAAAUCUGAGAAAACCGAUCUUUUGAAUCUUAUUAAAGAUUCACAUCCUUCAAAUAACUUUGAUCAUGCAGAAUGGUCUCUAACUACAAAUAAACAGUUCUCUAUCAACUCUCUUUAUAAUUUUCUUAAUGAGAGAGGUGUCCCUAGUCCUAUAUACAAAGUUAUCUGGAAUCCCCUUGUUCUAUCAAAAGUUCGUAUUUUCCUUUGGUUACUUUCUAAGAACAAACUGCACACAAAGGAGGUUCUUUUUUCCAAAGGAUGGCAAGGUGACACUACAUGUUCCUUCUGCGAAUUAGAACUGGAAUCUAUAGAGCACUUGUUCUUCUCAUGUCCAGUUACGAAAGUAGUAUGGCAGCAUUUCAUAAACUACAAUCUUCCUUUCACUUGGCCGGCAAAAUGGGCUGACCUAUUGCUUACCUUAGAAUCAGUUCUUGGGUGGAAAGGUCAUAUGCGGCGCAGUAUAUUUGCAUCUGUUUGCUGGAGUCUAUGGAGAUCAAGACAUAAUUCUAUUUUUGAUCAAAAACAGUUUUCUAUCAAGUCCAUUAUUAACUAUGCAAUAUCGUCAUUACAUGAUUGGACAUGUUAUGGAAAUGGAGCAGCAACAUGCAAGGUUAAAGCAAAGUUGGAAGAAAAGCCGAUUCAAAUGAGCACAUAG